AUGCAUAACUCAUUCAAAGCUGAUAUUUCAUGUUUACUUCUACCUACAAUUAAUAAAGGUUUACCAUUCCAGUCAUUCGACCUUUCAAAUUUAAAUAUUCCUUCCAAUUUGAGGUUAGCUGAUCCUGGUUUAUCGGUUUCUUCAAAGAUUGAUAUUCUAAUUGGUGCUGAAUGGUUCUACAAUUUAUUAUGCAUUGGUCAGUUCCGCUUAGGACCUAAUUUACCUACGUUACAAAAAACUGUUCUAGGAUGGGUAGUCUCUGGAAAAUUAUACAAUGAUCCUAUUGCUGCGCAAUCCAUGUGCAAUUUUAGUACAAGUUCAAACGACGAAAUCUAUUCUUUAUUGAAAAGGUUCUGGGAAGUCGAAGAAACUGUUCCACCUGGUUCAAAUGUGAAAUUCUCCUCAGAUGAACAGCUUUGCGAGGACAUAUUUUCUAAAACAACCGAGCGAAAAGACGACGGUAGAUUUAUUGUUCAUAUUCCCUUAAAAUGCGAUCCUAUUAUUCUAGGUGAUUCUCGUGAAAUUGCUACCAAAAGAUUCUAUUCUUUGGAGAAGAAAUUGAAUCGUGAACCAAAGUUAAAGGAAGAAUAUGCAGCAUUUAUGAACGAAUAUAUUCAACUUGGUCAUAUGCGAGAAAUAUCUAAAAUUGACGAACAUUCUAAUUCUGGUUUUCUGCCACAUCAUGCAGUUGUUAACGAAAAUAAUCAAACUACUAAGCUUAGGGUUGUGUUCGAUGGCUCGGCACAAACUGAUAAUGGAAUUUCUUUUAAUAGUUUGCAGCUAGUUGGUCCUACCAUUCAGGAUAAUCUUUUUUCCAUUUUAUUAAGAUUCCGACAGGGGCCUAUUGUCAUCUGUGCGGAUAUUGUUAAAAUGUAUCGGCAGAUAGAGAUUCAUAGAUCACAAAAACAUCUCCAAAAUAUUCUAUGGCGUUUCGAUUCUUCAGAGGAAUUAAAAACUUUCGAAUUACAAACAGUAACUUACGGUACUGCAUCAGCUCCUUGGUUAGCUACAAGAUGUUUAAAGCAAUUGACCAUAGAUUAUUCCAAAAUAUUCCCACAAUCAUCUCAUUUCGUGGCAUCCAAUUUCUAUAUGGAUGAUUUGUUGAUAAGUUGCAAUUCAGAAAGUGAGGCGUUAACAAUAUGUGACGAAAUUUCAAAAAUACUUUCUUCAGGCUGUUUUCAACUUCAAAAAUGGGCAACUAAUAGUACCAAAAUUCUUCAGCACAUUCAAAAUCCUUCUACUAUUCUUAAAAUUGGCAAGGAUCAACGAACCAAGAUUCUAGGUUUGUAUUGGUCUUAUGAAGACGAUCAGCUAAUGUACACUAUUGCUGAUUUUAUCAGUUUAAAUAAGUUUACCAAGCGUACUAUAAUGUCUGAUAUAGCUCAGAUUUUUGAUCCCUUGGGACUCUUGGGCCCAUGUAUCAUUUUAGGAAAAAUUCUUCUUCAAUCACUUUGGUCCUUAAAGCUUGACUGGGAUGAGUCUCUUCCAGCUACUAUAGACAAUCAAUGGCGGCAAUUACGGCAAGAACUACCAGUACUUAACAUUUUAAAAAUACCCAGAUUUGUUUCAAAUACGUCAAUCGUUAAGUUGGAGUUACACGGGUUUGCCGAUGCCUCUUUACAAGCAUAUGGCGCAUGUCUAUACAUUCGUAGUAUAUCUUCCAGCGGAGAGAUUCAGGUAAAGCUUUUGACAGCUAAAAGUAGGGUUAGUCCUCUAAAAUCGUUAACAAUUCCAAGAUUAGAACUGUGCGGUGCUCUCUUGUUAGCACAGCUAGUUGAUCGAGUGAAAAAUUCAAUGACUUUUACUUUUGAUGAUAUAUUUCUUUGGUGCGAUUCCACUGUCUCUCUUGCCUGGAUUCGUACUUCUCCAAGUACUUUGCAAGUUUUUGUUCAAACCAGAGUCGCUCAAAUACAAAGGUUAACACAACCUAACCAAUGGCAUCAUGUUCGAACCGCCGACAAUCCUGCAGACUUUCUUUCCCGAGGUAUUUUGCCUAGGGCUCUUUUGGAUUGUACUAUGUGGUGGAAUGGCCCACAAUGGCUUAGCCAACCUAAAGAUCAAUGGCCCUAUUCUGCAGCUACUUUUGAAGGAGAACUCCCAGAAGCAAAGGAUUUAUCUGAUACUCUUAGAUACCUUAUUACGAUAUCUCAAAAGGAUGAUUUUGCAGAAGAAAUUCAAACGUUGCAAAGGAGUCAUGCGUUGCCAAGGCAAUCUAAGCUUCUUUCUUUAAAUCCUUUUCUAGACGAUGAGGGUAUUUUACGUGUUGGUGGACGUCUUAGUCAAUCAAAUUUUAGUUUUGAUGUCAAACAUCCAAUACUUCUUUCGUCCAAGCACCAUCUUACAAAAUUGCUUUUUAGACACGAGCAUCUAAGAUUAUUCCAUGCUGGACAACAACAACUGCUUUAUUCAAUUCGUCAACGUUAUUGGCCACUGGCUGGUCGCAAUUUGGCUAAACAAAUUGUUCAUUCCUGCAUAAAAUGCUACCGCUGCAAACCACUGCAACCUUCUCCAAUCAUGGGUAAUCUUCCAAAAGCGCGUGUUACUCCUGCUCCACCCUUUUAUAAUACUGGCAUAGACUACGCAGGUCCAGUAUAUUUGAGUUCAAAAAAGGGAAGAGGAGCCAAGGUUUCUAAAGCGUAUAUUGCGCUAUUUGUGUGCUUUGUGACCAAGGCCACUCAUUUAGAAUUGGUGAGUGACUUAUCAAAGGAUGCCUUCAUUGCUGCCUUCCGGAGGUUUGUAGCACGCCGUGGUAAGCCAAGUAAUGUUUAUUCCGACAACGGAACAAAUUUUGUAGGAGCCAAUUCAGAGUUACGAGAAUUAUCUCAAUUUUUAAAAUCGCAAGAACAUUCUUUACAAGAUAGUAUAUCUAAUAUUGGCGUAAAUUGGCACUUCAUACCCGCAUUCUCACCUCACUUCGGAGGAAUUUGGGAAGCCGGUGUUAAGUCGGCUAAAAGACACUUGACUCGAAUAAUCGGUAGCGUAAAACUUACUUUUGAAGAGUAUUGCACUAUAUUGGCAGAGGUUGAAGCAAUCCUAAACUCUCGUCCAAUCACUCCCAUGUCCUCAGACCCCAAUGACCUAUCCGCUUUAACCCCUUCUCAUUUCCUUAUCGGACAACCGGCAACAUCACUUCCCGAUCCAGACCUUAGAGACAUUUCAACGUCACGCCUUUCAAGAUACCAGCUGAUGCAGCAGUGCCAACAACAUUUUUGGUCCCGCUGGACUCGUGAGUUUCUUAGCGAGCUUCAGUUACGCACCAAAUGGAAAACUCAGCAAGCAGCACUUCAAGUUGGGUCUCUUGUUGUUCUCAGAGAUGACCACUCUCAUCCACUUCAAUGGAAACUCGGUAGAAUCGUCUUACUUCAUCCAGGAUCAGACGGCAUCGCUCGAUAG
Molecule: messenger RNA, 3393 nt
Organism: Sitophilus oryzae (rice weevil)
Lineage: Eukaryota; Metazoa; Arthropoda; Insecta; Coleoptera; Curculionidae
Exons: 2
Coding region: 1-3393 (1130 amino acids)
Biological process (GO): DNA integration
Molecular function (GO): nucleic acid binding
Source: RefSeq, a predicted model, not a curated record